Hirsutella rhossiliensis is the source of this 3756-nucleotide messenger RNA. RefSeq names its product PIF1 protein. The record is from RefSeq and is a predicted model, not a curated record. NCBI's taxonomy places the organism in Eukaryota, Fungi, Ascomycota, Sordariomycetes, Hypocreales, Ophiocordycipitaceae. The transcript is spliced from 16 exons. The coding region runs from base 1 to 3756 and encodes 1251 amino acids.
AUGAAGGAGAGGCUGUCUAACGAUCAGACGUGGUGUACGCCAAUACCGCACGACAGGAAGGUGUCGACGGUGCGGGAUUUUUAUCAGGCGUUCCACGAUGCGAGCACGUUGCCGAUACGGACCUGCAUGAUGUGCUACCGCAAGCGGCGGCCGCUCACCAUUUUCAUGCCGGAGCUGCUUUCCCGAAGGCGAGCCCGUGGACUCACGCUGGUCGAAGAGAAGCUCGUCUCGCUCAACUCCUGCUAUGGGCACGUCAAGGGCCACAUCACAGUGUUUCCCAACAACGUGCAGGAGCUGGCGACCAAGGUGCUCCCGCACCCCCUUUUGCAAGCACUGGACGAGAUCCACGUUUCGUGGCAGGGCGUGGAGAAGCCGGCACCGAGCGACCUGUCGAGUCUCUUGUCGAUCGAGAUCGACGUGGCGGAGAUGGAGAGUUGGGGAGACCCGAUAGACGGGGUGCCGGCCUUGGUGUAUGAUCGCAUGGAGCGGAACGAGCCGUCCGCAUGGGAGAAAACGCGGACGGCGCACGUUGUGCCGCCCACGGAGCGCGCCAUGGACGACGAGGGGUCGGUGGAGAUCGAGGAACUCUUCGCUCUGCUCAACCAAAGGCAGGAAACGGGAGGCGAGGCUGAAGGGCACGGGCCCAACGAAGAAGGCGCGGGUCGUGAUGGAGUUGGUGCUAGCCCCGAUCAGAACGUUCGACCAAUCAACGAGGUGACGUCUUCCGGCAUGUUUGGGCUGGACGGACCGCCAGACGUGGCGGAUGUCGAGAAGCUGCGCAUGCUGAGUGUGGCGAGGAAGGACUUCGGCAAGGUCGAGCGCGUUGCCCGCUCGAUGACCGCGCAAAGGUUAGCGGCGGCGAGGGUCGAGUUGGAGAGCUCGGGCAAGACGACCGAUGAGGGCUCGCUCAUCGUUGGCUACGGCGUUCCGGCCAUCUGGUUCACCAUCAACCCAAACGACAUUACGAACCCGGUGAAGCUGCGACUGGCGGCAUAUCGGACACGCGAUCCCGGCGCGGCCGAGGAGUUCCUAGAAGGCCUUGGGAGUGCGUACAAGCGGACAAGGCUGGCCAUGUCCGAUCCGAUGAGCGCCGCCGUAUUCUUCCACCGGGAGAUGAAGCUGUUCUUCGAUCAUUACGUGAAGGUCGGAGAAGACUCGAUGCUUGCCGACAUCCACGGGGAGGAUCAGGCGGCGUAUCGCGAGCGAAUCAUACGAUACGUCGAUAGUGUCUUCUCCGAGGAUCUGGAUCAGGAAGGGUUCUGCGCCGUGCAAGCGGAGCGAUCUGUGACGUCCGAUAUUUCCUCCCUGCUGGACAACACCGAGCAGUUUUCGGCCGCAUUUGACGAGGAGGCCAACUUCUGUGCCGGCGCUACACAGGUUCACACGCAUAGCCCGACCUGUGUCAAGUAUUCCUGGGCAAAGGAGCGCGGAAAGGAAUCUAUGCCGAUCCGGAGGACUCACAGCAUGGUCAAUCGAUGGAACAAGGCUAUCGCUGUUGGGCUCCGGCACAACCACGACAUUUCCUUCAUUGCGACGCAGCGCAAGACCAUGGCCCUUAUGUAUUAUGUCACGAACUACGCGACGAAGGUGGAGGACCCGGUGUGGAAGCGUGUGGCGGCCGCGGCCGAUCUCCUGGCCGCCUCAACGGGUGACGGCACGGCCAACGGAGGACAGGACGACGGUGGAGGUGCUGUUGGCGAUGACGCCGCCAAGGGGAACAGGACGCGACAGUUCUUGAUGAGGGUGGCGAAUCGUGUGUUCACGGAGCGUCCGCUAUCUCAGGUCGAGGUCGUCGCUCAUCUUCUUGGAUAUCCGGCCGAGUUCACCAACAGCAGCGCCUGGGCGUACCUGAACACAUCUCUGCUGUACUGGGAAGUCUUUCGACGGUGGCCGUAUCUCCGACGAGCAAGUGGCGCGGCGGCCAUAGAUGAUACUCUGGAUGAGUCGGUGCUCAGGCGGCCGGGCAAGCAUGCUACCGUCUGCCUCGAUGGCUACCUGAGCAAGGACUUCGGCCACAACGACGACGAGGAGUCGUGCCACCGGAGGGCAGCCGUGCAGCAUCUUGCGCUAUUUGUGCCGUGGGAGUCCUUUCUGUGCGAAGAAACAGGUGAGAUCAAUAGCAUCUGGGAGCGGGCGCGAGAGGCGCUGGCCCCGAGAAUAUCAUGUCUCGUCGACAACGUGCAGCUGCUUCGACGAUCAGCCGAAGACGCAAAGCGCGACGCCAAGCAAUGGGCGGCCUCAUCCGGCGAUGGCGAUUCCACGGUCGCCCACGUCGAGGAGGGCGAGACAGGCGAGGCGGGCGCAGAAUUUGCAGCGACGUAUCGGUCCAACAACAUCGGAGACGCAACGCGCCUGAUCGACGUCGUCCGAGGCGCAGUGGGCACGAAUCAGGUGACGGCCAAGUCGCCGGAGCUCAUGGCAAUGAUGCGGCAGCUCUGUCGAUUCCAGCAAUCGGCGCUCUGCUCAACGGCCGAGCUCGAGGCCAUCGCGAUUCCCGAACAAGGGUUGAGGUGCAUAAGCAUGCCAGGGCGGGUAUUUUCCGGGGCCGCACUACCGCCGCAGGAUCAGGUCAAGGCUAUCAAGUCGCAGCAGAUAACCAAGGACCUUGACGGGGUGCGGCUGACAAAACGGGCGGAGCGGUUCAUCCACGGCCAGUCUCGGAUGGACUGGCAGGAGAAGGACGUGCUUGUCAUCGACGAGAUUUCGGGGAUCCCCAUCGUCCUCUUCUGCGGAGACUUUCAGCAGUUCCGGCCGGUCCAAGAGAGGUCGAUCGUCCUGCCGAGCGCGGCCAUCUCGUGGGACGUAGACAACUCGUUCAAGGCCGAGCAGCGGCACCAGCACGACAAAGCGCACGCGCUGUGGAAGAGAUUCACGACGGUCGUCAUGUUGAACGAGCAAAUGCGCGCCGCCGGUGAUCCGGAAUUGCAGGGGCUGCUGAAGCGGAUCCGGCAGGGGCAGGCGGAUCCUUGGGAGACUGGCAUCACCGUGGUGACGCCGCUGAACAGGAAUCGGUGGAACCUAAACAUGGAGGCAAGCUUGGCGUUCCGGGUCCAGCAGCGGUCGACGAUGCGCAUCUUCAUCUCCGAGCACAAGUGGAAGGAGGGCCUGCCGACCGAGGAAGAAGCGAUCAUGGUACUCAAUCAAGGCGACGAUAGCGCGAUCCCCGUGCCGGCCGUCUUCAUGUUCGUGGCCGGGAUGCCGGUCGUCGUGAACCACAACACCCAUCAGGGGCUGAAGCUGGUGAACGGCGCCGGCUACUCGGCGGUGGAGGUCAUUGUCGACAAGGCGUCCCCAGGGCAUCGAAUCUCGUCCGACAUGACGAUCCACUUCGGGCCGCCGGCGGGAUAUUACUGGAAUCGGCGACGACAAAGGACCUCCACUUCAACGACGUCAGCCGGAAGGGAUUGCCGUGCGCAGCAGCCUUCGCCUGCACGGACUACAAGGUGCAGGGCAGAACGCCAGAGCGCGUGGCCCUGGAGCUGCGGGGACACGGACGACGAAAGUCGAUGGAAGGGCCGUGCCUCGCAAUGCGACCCGUACAGCUUAUAUGUGCAGCUAUCGCGCUGUCGAACGCUAGACGGCAUCACGCUCGUGUCCAAGGUGCGGGAGAGAGACUUGGUGGGCAACCGAGUCCCCGAAGAGAUGACCGCCGCGCAGGCCAGGCUGGAGGUGCUAAGCGAGAGGACUGUCGAGGAAGCUUUGCGUCGGUCGGAUGGCGACGCUGAAGAGUCAAGGAGAGUUGUCAGGGUGAGGUGA